Fragaria vesca subsp. vesca is the source of this 1616-nucleotide messenger RNA. Its product is annotated as chaperone protein dnaJ 1, mitochondrial-like. The transcript is spliced from 19 exons. Gene Ontology annotation, cellular component: cytoplasm. Gene Ontology annotation, molecular function: heat shock protein binding; ATP binding. The record is from RefSeq and is a predicted model, not a curated record. NCBI's taxonomy places the organism in Eukaryota, Viridiplantae, Streptophyta, Magnoliopsida, Rosales, Rosaceae. Gene Ontology annotation, biological process: protein refolding; response to heat. Bases 1 to 1341 code for a protein of 446 amino acids.
AUGCGGAAAUUGAGCUUGCUUGGCCUGUGCCGGAGGAGCUUGGUUUCGCCGUUCGCCGGAGAAUCUGCUAUUGAUCACGGCAGGCUUUGCUCAGCGAGCGAGGCAUUGUAUCGAACACAAGGUUUGAGCUCUUCUUCUGGUUCGGUAGCUGGCUUCGCUACUUCGUUUGGGAAUCGUUACAUCCAUGCCUCAGGUUUUUGCUGCGCACCGGCACGAGACUAUUAUGAAACUCUCGGCGUUUCGAGAAGCGCAAGCAAAGAUGAGAUUAAAAAGGCGUUUCGCACGCUGGCCAAGAAAUACCAUCCUGAUGCAAAUAGGGACAAUCCUUCUUAUAAGAGAAAAUUUCAGGAGAUAAGAGAAGCUUAUGAGACAUUGCAAGAUCCUGAAAAGAGGGCAGAAUAUGAUAUGAAGCAAUCAAGUGGGUAUGCUGCCAGUGAUGCAGAAGGUUUUAGAUACAGUUAUCAAACUCAUGGUCCUACAGCUGAUGCGGAGGGGUUUGGACAUGGUUUUAAACCUCAUUUCUCCAGUUCAUUUCAUAAAAUAUUCUCAGAGAUCUUUGAACGUGAGUUCGAUCAAGUUGCACCUGACAUUCAGGUGGAGCUGUCACUCUCUUUUUCUGAAGCUGCUAGAGGAUGCACAAAAAAUCUGUCUGUAACUUCACAUGUUCCCUGCGAUUCUUGUGAUGGGCGUGGCUAUCCAGUAAAGGCCAAGACAAAAGUGUGUCCUAUUUGCAGAGGUAUUGGGAGAGUUACAAUUCCUCCAUUCACAUCAACAUGCAGUACUUGCAAAGGGUCAGGCCAAAUAAUCAAGGAACAUUGUAUGUCAUGUGGAGGAUUAGGGAUAGUUGAAGGUGCUAGAGAGGUUGAAGUUAGCAUCCCAGCAGGUGUGGAUUCUGGAGAUACAAUCCGCGUACCAGAGGCCGGGAAUAGUGGGCCACGAGGAAGUCAACCAGGCUGGUUAUAUAUUAAGCUAAAGGUUGCUAAAGAUCCUAUUUUUUCUAGAGAUGGUGCAGAUGUUUACGUGGACUCUAAUAUCAGCUUUACUCAAGCUAUUCUUGGUGGUAAGGUUGAGGUGCCAACUUUAACUGGGAAGACAGAAGUAAAAAUACCAAAGGGGGUUCAGCCUGGAGAACACAUGGUACUAAGAGGCAAAGGACUACCGAAGCAUGGUUUCCUAGUUCACCAUGGAGACCAAUAUGUUCGCUUCCGAGUCCAGUUUCCAACUAAAAUAAAUGAACGACAACACGCCAUAUUAGAAGAAUUUGCAAAGGAGGAAAUAAUUCAUGGAAACAGCAACUCCAACGAUAAAGACUGGCUUUAUCAGCAGCUAUCUACUGGUUGAACUUACAGGUUUCAGCGGAUAACUGAACGUGUUAUGGGUCCGAGAUUUGUGCUUGAGUUGUCGGUAUUCUUAUUGAUCUUUUUUUUGCUGAGCAAAGCCACGAGCUGACUGUUGGAUCAAGGCAAUUCAAUCAAAAUACAUUUGCCAAUUGUCAUUGCUGUAGAGAUCUGCUGACUUAUCCAUUCUUUGGAGUUCUGUUGAUCGAAGGUACUGAUUUUCUCAGGACCAGUCGGUCUAUUCGCACACCCUAAGUUUUUGGCAUAGUUCAUUGUCUG